Molecule: messenger RNA, 655 nt
Organism: Rubroshorea leprosula
Lineage: Eukaryota; Viridiplantae; Streptophyta; Magnoliopsida; Malvales; Dipterocarpaceae
Source: the annotation of a GenBank genome assembly
ACUAACACUGCACUGUAAUGCAAACACUUGGUGUCGUUUUGAUAGCAAUGCAUUCUAGUUUCUGUGUAUCAGCUUCCCUUCACGCAGUCAGUGCAUGGAUAGAAUUUGAUGCCGUACAUGUGUCAUGUGUAGAUGCAGAUCUGAGUUUCAAGCUUGAAGCCAUAGCUGUUUUAAAUCGGAAAGAUUCAACGUACAAGGGUAUCUCUAUUGGGAAACUAGGGGCAGUGUGGAUCCCACCGAUUCAUGAAUCCCACCGUUUCGCACACUGACUUCCAAAGUCCCAUACCCUCAUUCUACUUGGGAGCCCCCACGUAUCCCAAGCCUAACCACCUUGCUAAUAGUCAUUUGUUCCUUUUAGAAAACGCUCCCGCAUGUUCAAAUGUUUUUAUCUCCAACCGUUCUCCCAUUCCCUGCCCAAAUACAAUGUUCCGAGACUGAAAAACCAUUAUCUUUUUCUUCCUUUUUUCACUGAAAUGGAUUUCCACACAGGAAAGAAAAUAAUCUACAUUUUCCAUUUUUUUUCCCCUUCCUUGUUUGGUGUGCCACCUGGAGACAUACUAGUUAGCCUUGCUGUCAACACGGGCAGACUGGUUCUUCAUGCCAGGUAUCUGUCCAAACUCCCCUUAAGACACGUUUCAGUAUUCUUAAUUACUCA